CGGUCACACUGUUUCUCCCUCUUUUCGCCAAAAAUUUGUUGGCGUGUUGUCAAAUUUUUAUAGUUUGAUAGGCUUUGCAUUUUCUGUAGCAACGAAAAAGAUAAAACAGCGACAAUGUACGGCGGAGACGACUACGCAAGCAAUUCGGAGUACUACGAUGACUUCGCGCACACCGGGGACCCGCAGCUGGAUAUGGAGUACGAGAGGAAUUACUUCGCCACCCGGAUGCCUGACAACGUCAAGUACUUCUUGAUCAACUUCUGCCAGGCGAUCAAGGAGGGAAACCUAUACGACAUCCAGAACAUGUACGAGAACACUUUCCCGCAGAUCAGCGACCACCACUUCGACAAGACAGCUUGGCCCGAGGAACAGGAUGUGGGAGCCAUCGUCGACAACGACAAGGUCUUCCUGAUUUUGUACAAGGAGCUAUACUACCGGCACAUUCACGCCCGUAUCCCAGGCGGCCCUAAGUUGGACCAGAGGAUCAACUCUUUCUUCAACUACUGCGACUUCUUUAACCUUAUCAUCUCGGCUCAGAACCCGGUGAUGCUGGAGCUGCCCGACAUUUGGCUGUGGGAGCUAGUGGAUGAGUUCGUGUAUCAGUUCCAGAACUUUGCGCAGUAUCGCGCCCGCCUGACGGACAAAUCCCAGGACGAGAUCCAGCAGUUGUGCGUUAAUCACAGCAAUGUGUGGAGCAUCCUCUGCAUCCUUAACGUGCUGCACUCCCUGGUGGACAUCUCGAACAUUAAGAAGCAGCUGGAGGCUAUUUCGCAGGGCGUGGAUCCCCAAACCGUAGCCGGCGACUUCGGCAAGUUGUCCUUCUAUAAGAUGUUGGGAUACUUCUCCCUCGUCGGCCUGCUGCGCGUGCACUCGCUGCUGGGUGACUACUAUCAGGCAAUCAAGGUCCUGGAGCCCAUUGAGAUUCAUAAGAAGUCCGCCUACUCGCACAUCCCCGCCUGCCAGAUCUCCACGUCCUACUACGUGGGUUUUGCCUACAUGAUGAUGCGCCGCUAUGCUGAUGCCAUCCGCACUUUCUCCGACAUCUUACUGUACAUUCAGCGUACAAAGCAGUUGUACAGCACGCGGUCAUACCAGAACGACCAGAUCAACAAGCAGGCCGAGCAAAUGUACCAUCUGCUAGCCAUCUGCCUGGUGUUGCAUCCCCAGUGCAUCGACGAGUCCAUCCAGCAGGUCCUUAGGGAGAAGAACUACCACGAUGCCAUGUUCAAGAUGCAGUGUGGCGACCUGGAGGUCUUUAAAUCUUUCUUCGUGUUUGCCUGCCCGCGGUUUGUGAGCCCAUGCCCACCAGCUGCGGAUGCGCCCAUGGAGGACUACGUGAAGGACCCUAUGGAGCACCAGUUGCUGGUGUUCAUGGACGAGGUGCGCCAACAGAAAGAUCUGCCCACGACGCGCUCGUAUCUGAAACUUUACACCACCCUGCCGCUGACCAAACUCGCCUCCUUUAUCGAUCCCAAUGCAAGCGAGGAUGACGUGUCGAAGCUGCUUAUUCGUCUCCUUUGCUUCAAGCACAAAAUGCGCAAUCUCGUGUGGAGCAAGGGACCUAGCGGACUGGAGGGAACGUUCAAGUCCGGUUCUGAGUUGGACUUCUACAUCGACGACGACAUGAUUCAUAUAGCUGACACCAAGGUUUCACAUCGCUAUGGUGACUUCUUUGUGCGUAAAAUCCUUAAGUUCAACGAUCUGAAUCGCAAACUGAAGAACAUCAACAUUUAAGCCAUUUAAGUCGACUCGUUGUGACCCCUUAAUGAUUUAUUUAAUAUUCCAAACUGGACCGAUUUGUCUUGAUAUCAAUAAAAAAAUCGCUUGCGUUUAUGCGCAAGUUUGGUCCCACAAA
Molecule: messenger RNA, 1855 nt
Organism: Drosophila eugracilis
Lineage: Eukaryota; Metazoa; Arthropoda; Insecta; Diptera; Drosophilidae
Gene: eIF3l
Product: eukaryotic translation initiation factor 3 subunit L
Exons: 4
Coding region: 115-1734 (539 amino acids)
Biological process (GO): translational initiation
Cellular component (GO): cytoplasm; eukaryotic translation initiation factor 3 complex
Molecular function (GO): protein binding; translation initiation factor activity
Source: RefSeq, a predicted model, not a curated record